GACCGUGGAUCGGGAAGUAUAGCGCCAUAAACACGGUGCAGAUGUCAGUAGGAAUGCUCUGAACAUCUAAGAAGAGUGAACUGGUAUUUUUUUGUGAGUUUGUAGAUAAUCACUCUUCACCCAAUGACGAACUAAAAGGGAACAUCUAGCCAAGGGUCUGUUUGUCCACUCCCCCUGAGAAGAAUGAAGGGGUUAUUCCUGGUAGAGCCACUGGUAGCCUUCUAUUCCUUUGCCAGUUUCCUGAUCUACCCCUUGGUACAACAGUAUGUGUACAGGAGACUAUGGCAGGAGAUGACCAACACAACCUACCCUGUCUCUGACAACACCUCACGCUGCGAUCCUUCCAACACCAGCAGCCACCAUGAGGAGGUGCAGAAGGCGGCGUCUCUCUUCUCCCUCUACACUGAGCUCUUCUCCAUGAUCCCCUCUCUGGCCGUCACCCUCAUCCUCGUCGCCUACAGCGACCAGCGCGGACGCAAGAUCACCAUCAUCCUGCCUCUGAUUGGCUCUCUGUUCUACGCCCUGUCUUUCCUGGCCGUCUCCUUCUUCGAGCUCAACCUCUACCUCCUCAUCGUCUCGUCGUUCGUCAGCGCCCUGUUCGGGGGCUCGGGGACGUUACUCGGUGGCUGUUUCUCCUACAUCGCUGACCUGUGUGAGGACGGACAGCAGAAGACCCUGCGUAUGGCCGGGAUAGACAUGGUGAUCGGCCUGCUGUCUGGAGUGGCCUCUCUCUCUACGGGAUACUUCCUCCGAGCAGCAGGCUUCAACUGGCCCUUCUUCACCUCUGCUCUGUUCCAGUGUUUCAACCUGCUCUACGCCGUCUUCAUCCUGGAGGAGACGCUCCAACGACCUCCGGAUGACCCCCUGGACGGAUCUCCGCGCCGCACCGCCAUGCACCAGUUGGCCUGCGGGGUCUACCAGCUGUUUGCAGGGGCCAGCAGGAGGCGCAAUAUCCUCCUGGUGCUCCUCCUGCUCCUCUUCUCCUCCUUCUCCUUCGCCAACAUGGGCGGGCUCUCCAUGAUCACGCUGUACGAGCUCAACCAGCCGCUGUGCUGGACCGAGAUCCUGAUUGGCUACGGCUCGGCGCUGUCCACCACGGUGUUCCUGACCAGCUUCGUGGGCGUGACGGUGUUCUCUCGCUGCGGCGUGCCCAACCUCGUCAUCAUUCUCAUAGGGAUACUGAGUGUCAUGGCGGGUAUGACCCUGGUGGCCUUCGCCAAGACCACGGUCAUGAUGUUCCUGGUGAGGCUUCCAAUGCUGCUGGCUAUCAUGCCGUUCCCCGUGCUGAGAUCCAUGAUGUCAAAGAUCGUAUCGAAGAACGAGCAGGGAGCGUUGUUUGCGUGCUUGGCGUGCCUGGACAGUGUGAGCAUCAGUGUGGCGAUAGCUGUGUUCAGUAGUCUCUACGCUGCCACGGUAACCUGGUACCCUGGAUUCUGCUUCCUGUUGUCUGCUGGACUCUGUGUCAUCCCCUUGGCAAUGCUAGCGGGUGUGGGGCUGCUGGGAGUAGAAGAAGGUAAAGAGGCCAAGGAGACGGAGGCCCUCAUCCCUGGAGAGGAAGGUCUCGCUGGUGAAGAGAACGAUGAUCCUCCCCUCACCUGAGACUGGAGGCCUGGAGCACUUUUCUCUUUUCUCUCUCUUUGUCAAUGUCUGUUCUGACAGACGGAGCAACACUCUUCAUCCUCUGAGUAUAAAUCCAUCGGAGAGGUCGAUUACCUCAGGUCAACUGCUCUGCUAUUAAAGCCCUUUAGGAAAUAUGCACUAUUAGCACGUGUGUCACCCACUUACAACCUUGGAAGCACUUUUUAUUAUUAAGCAUGGCAGAAACAUUUUUAAAGGAAAUACAAUGUGUGAAUAUGUGCCAUGUGUAACUAUGUUUUUACAUACGUGUGUGUGUGUGUGUGUGUGUGUAGUCCCUGUACUUUCCUGUACUCUCCUAGUCCCUGUACUCUCCUAGUCCCUGUACUCUCCUAGUCCCUGUACUCUCCUAGUCCCUGUACUCUCCUAGUCCCUGUACUCUCCUGUACUCUCCUAGUCCCUGUACUCUCCUAGUCCCUGUACUCUCCUAGUCCCUGUACUCUCCUAGUCCCUGUACUUUCCUGUACUCUCCUAGUCCCUGUACUCUCCUAGUCCCUGUACUCUCCUAGUCCCUGUACUUUCCUGUACUCUCCUAGUCCCUGUACUCUCCUAGUCCCUGUACUCUCCCUGUCCCUGUACUUUCCUGUACUCUCCUAGUCCCUGUACUCUCCUAGUCCCUGUACUCUCCUAGUCCCUGUACUUUCCUGUACUCUCCUAGUCCCUGUACUCUCCUGUACUCUCCUAGUCCCUGUACUCUCCUGUACUCUCCUAGUCCCUGUACUCAGGGUAACUUCUCCGUAACCUGUUUGACUCGCUGGUAUAACAUCUAAAGGUUUAGAUGUAUUAAAUGUGAAACCUUGCUUCCAUAUGCACCUCACACAGCAGUAACUAGAGAACACGAGUUGUGUGUGUAUAUAGAGGAUACGUGGAAUAACUGACUGAGGUUUAAGGCAGCCUCCCUGUGCACAGAAGGGUAUGGGUCUAUGGGUCACGUGUUUGUUCCAACUACCCGCUUAUAACAACCUGUUCAGCACGUCCUCAAUGUUUUCUCACAGAAACGCAACAUGGUAGGCUUGUAAUAGACGCUCAAGGAAAUACACGUUCUGUCUGGCCUGUGUAAUGAAUUCUGUCUGGCCUGUGUAAUGAAUUCUGUCUGGCCUGUGUAAUGAAUUCUGUCUGGCCUGUGUAAUGACUCGUCAGCCCUCCCGGUGAGCCAAACUGGUUGAAAAGACCACCAGGCUGGUCCCAGAUCUGUUUGUGUUGUCUUGCCAGCUCCAUUACUGUCAUUGUCAAUGACGACACAAACAGAUGUCUCUCAGGCCGAUGACAUGACGUUGUUGAGUUGAACCGAAUGCUGGUUGACACAUCCACUUCACUGCUACACAAUAGUUUACUUCCAUUGAUUUUUUUUAAGCGCAUUGAUCAAUAACUCAGAGAUGAUCAGUUGAUCGUGUAAAAACCAGCAUAGUCAAACGGAUGUAAAGGACAGUAUUGGGGAAAUACUACUUUAGGUACAAAUGUUUUAAAACUUUUAAUUUGAGCCAUUGGUUGUGUGCUGUUGAUUUAAUGUUUUAUAUAUAAUUGAAGAAUGCCACAAAUGUUUGUGUAAUUGUAACAACAACAACAACAAAAAAAGUUGUAUUUAAAAAAUAUAGAUGGGUCUACAAUGUC
Oncorhynchus masou masou (cherry salmon) is the source of this 3246-nucleotide messenger RNA. Its product is annotated as lysosomal proton-coupled steroid conjugate and bile acid symporter SLC46A3-like. Gene Ontology annotation, biological process: vacuolar transmembrane transport. Gene Ontology annotation, molecular function: transmembrane transporter activity. Lineage: Eukaryota; Metazoa; Chordata; Actinopteri; Salmoniformes; Salmonidae. The transcript has 7 exons. Gene Ontology annotation, cellular component: lysosomal membrane. The record is from RefSeq and is a predicted model, not a curated record. Bases 184 to 1599 code for a protein of 471 amino acids.